AUGACGUACUAUGACCUCCUGCUUCUCUUUUUGUUCACAGGAUCUGUUUUUACCCUAAAAGUCCAAGUAAAUGACAUCAUCAGUCACCAGUACCUGCGACAAGCGGUGGUGGAAGUGUUUGUGAACUACACGAAGACAAACUCUACUCUCACUGGGAACAAUGGAGCAGUGUUAAUAAAAGUGCCCUACAAACUGGGAUUAAGCCUGACCAUUGUCUCCUACAAGGAUGGCUACAUGCUGACACCUCUGCCUUGGAAGACUGCGAGGAUGCCAAUAUACUCGUCCGUGACACUUUCAUUAUUCCCACAAAAUCAAGCUAAUAUAUGGCUGUUUGAAGAUACUGUCUUAAUUACUGGAAAACUGUCUGAUGCCAAAUCUCAGCCAAGUGUUCAAUUUCCAAAAUUUUUAAUAAAGCUUCCAACAAAUCACCAUAUUACAAAUGUUACAGCCUAUCUGACAGUGCCAGAGCAAUUUUUGAAAGUGGACAGCUUUCUCUAUACAACAGGAAUUCUUCUAAAUAAAUCAGGUUUUAAAAGCAUGGAAUUAACUCCUCUUGCUGCCAUAUGUGUCAAUGUUCUUUUGACUGGGAAAGAACUGAAAGUAAACGGUCCCAUUCAGAUUACACUUCCUCUCCCCACAACUACUGUAAAACCAGGAGAUGCUGUACAUGCAUGGACAUUUGAUAUGAAAACUGGCGCUUGGGUGAACCGCGGGCUGGGAAUGGUGAAGGAAGCAGAUGGUCAGUUGGUGUGGACAUACACUGCUCAGCACCUGGGCUACUGGAUAGCAGCUCCACUGCCUGGAACCAGAGAAUCCAUUAUUAGUGCAGUUUCCAAGGACAUAACAGCCUAUCACACAGUGUUCCUUACGGCCAUACUGGGAGGUACUGUUGUCAUCAUCAUUGGAUUUUUUGCUGUUCUUCUUUGUUACUGCAGGGAUAAAUGUCAUCGGACACAAAAGAAGGAAAAAAAUACGACUAAGCUGGAGGUCAUCAAAAGAGACCAGACAACAUCAACAACUCACAUAAAUCACAUCAACGCUGUCAAAGGCUCUUUAAAGUUGGAGGAUAACUCACAGCUGUACACACCGAAGAUUUCCUCGUACAGCCCUCCAAGGAGGAUGUCCAUAGACACAGAAGAUGGAAAAUCACGGGACAACUUUAAAAUCUACACCGAGGAUGCUUCUUACCAGUCACCCUGUCAGACUGGCCAGUCCAGAAGUUCAGCCCAUUCACUGGAGCCUAGUGCUGGAGUGAGGCAUUUACAGCAGCCGAAGCUCAGUAACAGUACUAUUUCCCAGGCUCCCAGGGACAUUCCAGACCCAAACAGGUACCUUUCAGUGAAAGAGGAGAUGUAUGGGCUUUCCCAUAUCCCUGAACAUCUCAUGCAUCUUUACAAUCAACCUAUUGCUAUUCUUCAGCCCUCUGACCUUUUCCACUCCCCGGAACAACUGCAUCCUGCUAAAUCAGCCACUUUGCCAAGGAAAGGGCAACUGGUGUAUGGCCCCAUGAUGGAGCCCAUGGACCGGGACAGUUACAUGCAGACCCUGCCGAAAAUGCCAGGGCACUCCCACCCCCAGCCUGCUGCCUGCAGGGAUGAGAGCAGUGCUCUGGACGGGGAGGAGGGCCUGCCUUCCCAAACCUCCAACUGGAGCCGCUAUACCAACAGCUUGCUGGAGUCUGUCUCUGUUCCCGGGACAUUGAAUGAAGCUGUUGUAAUGACUCCGUUUUCAUCUGAACUCCAAGGCAUUUCAGAACAAACGUUGCUGGAACUCUCCAAAGGAAAACCAUCUCCUCACCCUCGAGCGUGGUUUGUGUCCUUGGACGGAAAGCCAAUAGCUCAAGUGAGGCAUUCUUUCAUAGAUCUGAAAAAAGGCAGAAAAACAGAGAGUAAUGAUACCAGUCUGGACUCUGGUGUGGACAUGAAUGAGCAUCAUCCUAGCAGGAAACUGGAGAGAGAGAAAACUUUCAUUAAAAGUAUGCCACAUUCCAAGAUCCUUUACUUGGAAGAUCUGGAUCUGAGUAGCAGUGAAAGCGGGACCACUGUUUGCACUCCAGAGGACCAGGCUGUGAGGCACAUUAUGGAAGGAGGGAAUGGGCCAAUCUUGGAACAGCAUGAUGAGGAAGGUCUAAGAAAAAAAUCUGUGUCAGGAAGUCAUGAAUCUGGUAUCCUUUCUGCUAAAAAAAGGGAUAGACCACCUCUCACAAAAAGAGAUAGCAAAACCAAUAUCUGGAAGAAAAGAGAGGAGAGGCCGCUUAUUCCUAUAAAUUAAAACACAAUGUGCUUUGUGGUGUUGCUCUCCCUGCUAGUUGUUGACCUCUUGGCUGCUUCUGUAAUUCUGCAGUGUUGGGUUUACAAGGAAAAUGUUGUUUUCUAGUAUCAAGAAAAGUUUCAUUUUUGUAAUGUACAGAUUGAGUUACUAAACUUCAAGUGGGCGAUUUGAUAUUCAACGUGAAUUGAAAACAAGGAAAUGCUACCACUAAAAUUUUGCAUUUCCUAAUUUUACUGGCAGUGUGGAGAAGGCCCAUGUUUUAAUCAGCCUGUCAUUCUUGGAUACACCCCUGGGAAUGCACAGCGAGAAAUGUAGGCACAUGCUUUAAUUUUUUUGUACUUGUUGCUAAUGCAUUGGUAGCCUAGUUAAAGCCAUUCCUCAGCCUUGUUCCUAAUCCACGUGACCCAUCUGUACAGUAUUUUAUAUGUGAACUUUUCUAGGGAUCUGUUACUACUUCUUUGUAUGACGUAAAACCUUCCAUCAGUCGGUCCCGCGACACCAGCAGAGGAGCUCUGCUGGAUUUCCCAGCGGAGCUCUGUGGCAUUCCUGCCCUCCCUGUGUGCCCAUCCAUGUGCAAAUUCCACCCAGCAGUGGCAGAAGGGGGCAGUGCACAAGCUCUGUGGCCGCUGCAGUUCACAGGCCCCGCUGUCCGAGAUGUUGCCCAUCUGCUUUGUUAUGAACCGUGGAGGUCGAAGACUGAAACCUGCUGGGAGGUGUCCACGUCCAGCAGGAAAGGACUGGUUCUGGUAGCAUUUGGAGCUGCAGCUGCUGCUGAUUCCAGUGUCUUGUUUGGGCUUCUUUGCCAGUUCAAAUCUGCAUGCUGUUGGGCCAGCUGUGCCCCACAAUCUUGAAUCCCUGCUUAUUUAUAAGAGAGAGGUUGGUCCAUGAUGGAAAAGUGUGCAAGUUUAGACAAACCAUGCCUUUGAAAUAGUUUCUUUGUCAGGAAAGUUUGGCAGCAUUGCUUUUUAUUUUAUGUUCAGAACCAUGGAAGAUCACUGGAGGUUUAUGUGCCUACAUUUUGCCAGCCUGAGCUGCUUUUGUCUAGGUUUGCAGAGGAGUUAAACAGGCUUUAAAAGUUGGGGGGGGAGGGUUAUGAGCAUGAGAGCAGAUGGCAAAAUUUGGUCUAUAAUGCAAUAUAAAUACUAUUUAUGACUCAGAGUUAAAUUUACCAAAAGUCAUGAAUGCAUGAAUUGUAACUAAGAUAUGUAUAGAGGAAGGAAAGGCCAUCAGAAUAUUCUUUAUUUUUAAUGUUCAUCUUGUCAAAGUGAUCAUUUCAACUUUGGCUAACAGAAAAGUAGAUGUAUCUUUUAAUGUGCUUCAUGUAGUAUACGGAAUGUAUUUCUGUGGCUUUGAAGCUGUUUCCCUGAUGAAAUAAGUUCCAGCAUUUUGGCUUUGGCAGUUUGAUUAUAAAUCAUCCUAAAGAAAGCUUUAUGAAUAUUUCCCUUAUAGCUUGGUUAAAGUUCUGUACCAAGACCCGAAAAUACAAUGCCUUUAUGUGAAUUCUGGGGUGACGUGCUUGGUUGUUUGCCCUGUAGUACACUCAAGAGUUAGGGAGUAUCCUAUGCAGCUGGGCUUCUGGGAAUAUUUACUCAGGAAAUGUUAAUGUGGAAUAUGUCUGUUAUGUUGGGAUUGUCAAGUGGUCUGCCUUUGUUUCUAGAAGAAUAUGGAAGGUAACUAGGAUGGUACUAGCAGUGCAUCAAUCCAGUUUCUGGUGUAUAGUUGCUCCAUGAAAGAAAUGUUCCUGUUGAGUUCCAAGUAUGAAAAUGUGAAAUAAGUUUGAGUUAGGUGUGCAAACAGUGUGUAAAUAAAUUGGCCUAAAGAAUCUGAUUUAAUUAUACAAUUCAUCUACUUCAGAGGUGAAGAUGGCUUGUCAUAUUACCAUGCUUUUGGUUCUCUUUUUAGGUAACUGGAAUUCAAUUGUCCUAUGCCAAAUGCAUUUUCACAAUGCUUUUAUUUUUUUUAUAUGCAGUUUCAUUGGAUUUUGUGUAUGAGUCUCUAGCCCCAGAUAUUGAUAUUUUCAUCCCUUGCUUUGUAAUACACAUUAGUAGGAAUCAAUUUAUAUAUGCAUAUUUCUUCUGAAAGCUGCUGUGACUUUUGAGGUUCAAUAUUGCCCUGUUCGCAUUGGUUCUGGUGGCUCCCUUUUCAAAAAGAGGCUGUUAUAUAUUCUGUUGAACAUAACAGAAAAUCCUUGACAAGCUAAUAGUUUUGAGGAGUUAAUAUUAAAUUCAUAUGUCUUUACUUGAAAUUUCAGAUUUUUUUAAUGCAUUUUUUCAUUGUAUAUACGAAAAAGACCAAAUUUCUCAAACUCCCUUGUAUCAUUAAAAAAUAUGGACUACUGUAAAUGGCUUUAGUUGCGAGUUCAAAGGAAGGAAGUUUGGCACUCCAUUGUUCUUGUUCUGCACCAGGAUAUCUGGUCAUCAAAGAAAAAAGAUUGGAAAUCCAACUCUAAAAUUCUUACAAUUAUGAUUUAUAUUCAGAAUUUACAGAAUGUAUUAUUUGAGUCUUCACGUUCCAGCUGCAUGUUGGAAUUUAUGCACUGGAAGAACCUGCAACUAGAAUUCUUUUUGGUUUUAGAUCAUUAAAAAAAGGAGUUUGACUACACUGGGCUCUAAAAUUUUUAAUUCCACGGAUAACCAGACAGUAUGUGUAAUGUGGAAAAGACAGAAUAUCACAAUGAAAUUUGUAUUCGUGGUCAAACUAAUGCUUUUCUGUAUAUCUGUAUAUGAUUUCAACAUACAAAUUUAUAGGAAUCACUGAAAUUAUUUUUUGAAGGACACAAAUGUUUGCAAGAAUUACGUCUCAGUUCUUCCCAAGGCGCUUCUGGAGCUGUCAGCUCUUGCACAAGGAGAGCCAUAUUCAGGUAAAAUACAGUUUUAAGUGCAAGGUGUCAGGUAAACACAGAACACUGAGGACCAAAUUCGGUCAUAUAUUUAAGGUGAAAAGCAGUUAAUAAACUUCAGGAAAGUCUCCCCACCGUGGUUAUGAUGCAUGAUGUUGAGGGGGUUCUUGCAGAAGGAUAUAUGGCUUCCAGAUCUUAGCUGUUUUUACUAAGGUGAUUAGUGGAGUUAUAGCCAAGACUUGUUUUUGUUAAUUAACUCAUGUGGCUUAGGCCAGUACUUUGAUGUAAGUUAAAUCAGGCUGAAUAGUGUGCAGCUGUAUGCACAGUAAUCUGGAUAUGGGACUUAGAAUAAGCUGACUGACAGUAUUUUUCAGAUUGUUACCAAAUGCUAGAUAUUAGAGAAUUAAAAAAAAAAAAAAGGUGGGGGAAUCACUUAAAGAUUCCAUUUGAUUAACAGGAAAAAUCCUUAUAGUACUGAAAAUAGAAAAGUCUGGUAUGUUACCAACCUGCCAGCAAAAAUGAUGUGAUGCUGAGGGACAUUAUUAACCAGCACAGAGCUAGAGGUGGCACACCAAAAAUAGUUCAGGAUGGAGGAGUGUUUAGUUGUCUGCUUUGUUUUAUGCAGUAAUUUGUACCAAAGAGGAUGAAAUGAAGGGGCACCAGUCUAAACUCUUUUGGUUAGUUCAAAAGUGGCACAGGUUCCCAACACUGCUGCUCUAACACUGUGCAGAUGAAAAGGCAGUACACUACAUCCAGUACUGCAUAUUAAAUAAAAUCUGAAGAUUAAUUAGCCUGCUGAAGUGCCUUUCUCUUUCAUCAGACUUAUUUUAUCAGUGGGACACUUGACUAUCUGAAAAGCACAUUAUGCUUUUUUUUUUCUGUUAGCCAAAAAAGCCUCGAUUCAUACAAUUCAUACAAUUAUGUAGCUUUUAUAAUAUUUUAAAAGGCAGAUCUAGUGGGUUUUUUAUGUUGGAAUACUGACUCCUGCAUGUUGAUGAUGAUGGUAAUUGUUGUAAGCCCUAGUUUUUGUAUCUUCUGUUUGAAAAGAAAUUAAAAAUAUAUAUAUCUUUAGCAAUCAGAACAGUAGUAUCUUUUAAAAAAUGCACAGACGGGAUUUGAUUUGACUUCAUACGUCAAGAGUGAGUGUUUUGAAGGCACUGGACUUACAGGUAUCAAACUGACUGGGAUUUUAACUUCAAAAGUGAAAUUAAUAUAUGUUUAUAUAUAAAAACUAAUAUAAAAAUCCUUUUUUUCAGCUGCUAACCUUCCUUGCCAGUAGCAGCAGAGAGUUUAUGGAGAUGGGUAUUUAAGUCUUAUUUUCUAGAACCAAUUUUUAUCUCGAUUUGGGGCCUAACCUGCAUUGUUUAUAUAACUUAAGCUUCUGGGUUUUAAGUAUUUUUUUUAAUACAGUAGAAUUAUACAAAACACAGUACUAUGCCUACAGAGUUAAAAUGAGCAUUCUUUUCUAGUAGUUGGCACUAAUUUGUGCCACAGUUCUAACAGUAGGCAGCUACAUUUGUGUUAAAGAACUUAUAUGAAGGGGGGUUAAUGAUUUGAAUCUGAGCUUCAUUUUCUUUUAAAAGCAGCAAAACAAAACAAAAAACCUUCAGAUUUUUUUUUUUUAAGACUGGCAGGGGAAAACUGUGUCAUUAUUUUUCUCGUUAGCACUCUAAGCUUGAAAACUGUUUUACCAAAUGAGUUUUUUUUCAGUCGGUUUAAGACUUCCUGAACAUUCCUAUAUUCCUUCUCCCCGAAAUGUCCCGGUACUUUAUUCCUCAGCUGACUGAUUUAGUUCCUUUGAAGCACUUGUUGCACUUCAGCCCUUGUUAGAACAGUACUAUUUUUCCAUGUUAUUGUGUAGAAAGGCAGUUUUUAGUGCUCCUUAGAGCAUGGAGUUCAUACAAAGCCUGGCUCUGGAUGGUGCAAGGCAGGGGAACUGAUGGCGCUGACUGUGCUGCCCACCUUGCAUUUUGGAGCCUUACAUUCAACAAACACUUCAUUUUCAAAAAAACCCCUGGUAUGGAUAUUGUUCAUGUAAAGCAUUCUUGAUAUUCGGCAUCCUGGUUUUAAGUAUUUCUACCUUUUUAUAUUUUGUCAGAGAUGUCUUUUCAUCUCUGUAUUUAAUUCAGUAUCAGUGUAUCUGUUGCUGAAAAUGUAACUAAGAUUUGUAAAAUGUUCUUACCUUAUGCAAUAUAAUAAAAAUUUUGAAAAGUUC
Neopelma chrysocephalum (saffron-crested tyrant-manakin) is the source of this 7325-nucleotide messenger RNA. RefSeq names its product family with sequence similarity 171 member B (gene FAM171B). NCBI's taxonomy places the organism in Eukaryota, Metazoa, Chordata, Aves, Passeriformes, Pipridae. The record is from RefSeq and is a predicted model, not a curated record.